ACCAAAAGAAAACCACAGGGCUCAGUAGGAGCCAGGAGUUGAAAUUGACUUGACGGCACACUUUACCUUUACAAGGCAGGAGGUUCACUACCCUCCUUCAUCUUCAGAGAGAGAAGCCCUGUGGUACUCAGCCCUCUCUUUCAGCUUCAGACUUGCUCAUAACUGUCUGUUUCUUCGAAGCUGCUGCUUUUUCUUCCUUUUCACACUAAUACGCCUUGCAUCAGCCGGCAGGGACACCUCUUCUUUCCACAUUCCAGAGCAAUCUUUACCCAGAGACUCACAUUAAUGGCCAGUAAGGAACACAGACCGGGUCUCCUGGAAUAAUAGCCAGAAAACUACCUUUAAAAAAAAUGCUGCCCAUUUACCUGUGCUUAGUCCAUUUCCACCCCCCUAAUAAUACUAAUACCACUUUCUGGGAAGGAAGGAAAGAAUGAAGGAAGGAAGGUUUUUUUAAAAAAGAGUUCACAAAGAACUCUUUGUCACUCAAUAGUUCACGGGACAAAAAUUGCAUUUAUAUAUUCAACCCCUUCUCCAAAGAGUUCAUUGUGCAUGGUUCUUCUCCCCUUUUAUCCUCAAAACACCUUGGCAGGUCACUUAGGCCGAGAUAUAAUGACUGGCCCAAGGGCACCACCCAGUGAACUUCAUGGCUGAGUGGGGGAACUGCCAUCUUCCAGAUUUAAAGGUCCAACAUUUUAACUCCUACACCACACUGGAUCUCACUGAGGUCUCCCUUGUCAAAUUUUAGGUUGUAGGCUUUUCAGGUCAGGAAUUUAUCCUCUUACUGCAUACAUGUUGCAUAUGAUGGCAUUAUAUCAAUAAUAAAUAAUAAUUAGUAAGCUCUCUGUUCUAUCCAUCCCCAAGCCUAGUUUCUACUGGCAGUGACAAUAAAAAGGAAUCUCUGGAUUGCAAAAGAGAGAAAAGAAAGCAGUUGCUUAACAUCUGUGGGAAGACAAUAGCAUUUCCAGAAUUCCCCCACCCCAAGUCAUAGCUACUAUAGGGCAUCUGUUAUGUUAGGCAGUGCUUCAGAAAAAGGGGAUGUCUCUCUAAACAGGGAUCACAUGGCAGUUCUAAGUGAGAGUGACUGAGUUAAAACCGUAGAGCUUGCAGAGUUGAUGCUUCCUAGAAAGGACUCAGAAGGAAGUACAGUUGUAGAAGGGUCUUAAUCAUGAAGGGACCUUCCUGUUGCAAGCGGAUCUCCAUAGCCAGACACCUAACAGCAUCCCCAUGCCCCCUCUUUAAUGAAAACAAAGCCAACGGGGAACACACAAGGGAGACGGCGCCAAAUAAGAUUCCCCAGUGCCAAUACUAUUGUGACCUCCCAUAUGGAAAGUGGGAAAGAAACAUGCAUCCUGGAUCUUCAGGAUGCCUGUGAAGGAGAGACAUUAGCAGAAGGUGUUGAGAUAAUAAAUGAAGAUAAAGAAGAAGGAGCCGAAUCACAGAAGAUACAGAAAAAAGACAAGGAGAUUCACAGAGAGGCAGAGAUGCUGCAAGAAGUCUCUCCAGAUAGAGGAGUCACAGCAGAAGGUUGUCCAAUGGAAACUACUCAGCGUGAGGUCAGUAAUGGUGAAUCUGUCAUUUCUGUGGGGCAGGAAUCAACUGACCACCUUUCUGAUAAUGACAGGGUGCCCAAAGCCACCAUCUGUCCUGACUGUGGGAAAAGCUUUAGCAACAGCUCUCACCUGGUCCGGCACCGUCGUGUCCACACAGGUGAGAAACCCUACAAAUGUCCCCAUUGUGACAAGAGCUACCGCCAAGACUCCCACCUGGUCCAGCAUAUGCGCUCUCACACGGGUGAGAAACCAUACCGCUGCACUCACUGUGGCAAGGGCUUCUCACAAAGCUCCAACCUUAUCAUCCACCAGCGGACACACACAGGUGAACGCCCUUUCACCUGUCCUGAGUGCGGACGGAGUUUCAGCCACAGUUCUGAUCUCAUCCAGCACAAGCGAAUCCACACAGGCGAGAAGCCCUACGUCUGCUCCAUCUGUGGGAAAUGCUUUUCACAAAGCUCCAAAGUCACCCAGCACAAGCGUUUCCACUCUGGAGAACGGCCAUUUUCCUGUGGGGAAUGCACCAAGACAUUCCGUCUCCGUGCUGAUCUGGUCCGCCACCUCCGUGCCCACACAGGCGAGCGGCCCUUUGGCUGCCCGGAGUGUGGGAAGCACUUUGCUGAGAGCUCCCAUCUUAUCCGGCACCAGAGGAUCCACAUGAGUGAGCGGCCCUUCCGCUGUCCAGACUGUGGGAAGGGGUUCAACCAGAGCUCCAACCUCCAGCAGCACCAGCGGGUGCACAGAGGCCAGAAACCCUUCAAAUGCGAUGAGUGUGGAAAAGGCUUUGGUGUAAGUUCUGCCCUCUUGCAACACCAGCGCACGCACACAGGUGAACGGCCCUACUGCUGCAACCAGUGUGGGAAGAGCUUCAGUGUCAGCUCCACCUAUCACAUACACCAGCGUAUCCACGCUGGCCAAAAGCCUUACUCAUGCGCUGAUUGUGGGAAAGGGUUUGUGCGCAGCUCUGCUCUCCUUCAGCACCAAGCCACCCACACUGGUGAAAAGCCUUUCCGUUGCCCUUACUGUGGCCGGGGCUUUGGCCAAAAGUCAGCACUUUCCCAGCAUCGGCGAGCCCAUGUCAGAAGGGGAGAGACCCUGACUUUGGUGGCAGGGUGGGAAGCUGCAGGGAUGGAAGGUGUUGGAGACCAGGGUGUGGACGGAGGAGUGGAGAGCAUGUGGCAGGGCAAUGGACUAGGGAUCAUGGAGCAGGAAUGGCAGGGUGACGGGGAUGAGAGCAUGAGGCGGGAAUGGGAGGAUGAUGGGGAUGAGGGUCUGAGGCCGGAGUGGCAGGAUGAUGCUGAUGAAAGUGUAGAGCAGCGAUUGCAGGGGGACGGUGGAGAGACCAUGAGGCAGGCAUGGAAGGAUGGCCUGGGUGGAACUGUGAGGAUAGAGUGGCAGGAUGAUGAGGAUGAGAGAGCGGACCAGGGUUCACAAGGCGAUUGUACUGAGAGCAUGGGGCUGGAGUGUCAAGAUGAUGACGAUGACGAUGACGACAGGGUAGAGGAGGGUUUGCAGAAUGAUGGCGACGAAAGCAUGAGGUUAGAGUGUCAGGAUGAUGAUGAUGAUGAUGAAAGUGCGGAGGAUUUGCAGGGUGAUGGGGAUCAAAGCACAAGGCAGGAGUGUCAAGGUGAGAGUGUGGAGCAAGAGUGGCAGAAUGAGGGAGAUGAAAGUGUGAAGGAGAAAUGGGGGAAUGCCAGGGAUGGGAAUGUAAGGCAGAAGAACACAUGUGUGCAGCAGGAGUGGCAAGACAGUGGAGAUGAUAGUGAGAAGCAAAGUUGGCAGGGGGACAGAGAGGAUAGCUUGGAGGGAGAGUGGGGAAAGAGUGGGAGACAGGAUUGCCAGGUUGAAGAUGAGGAUAUUGUGGAAUCAAAGUGAUUGGCUGUAGCCGAAUGGAAGAGAGUCUAGGAGUGGGAGGCCUUGGGAGUGUGUAUUAUAGCCAAAACCAGCAAGCCAUCAGUUUGGAUGUAGUGGACAGAAAUAGCAGAACUCCAUCUGGGUGCAAAGUGGUCUUGUUCUUCUGCAGAGAACGUGGCCAUGCUUGUAUUUGUGGGAGAUUCUGCUGGAGCUGCUCUCCACUUGAAAGUGUUCCUCACCCCAAUACCCGCAUGCCUGUGCUAGGUACCACCAAAUGGCUGCCUCAUGGUCAAGCUUUAUGAUGACCCAGCAACCUGUGUUGUCCCAAGUCUUCUGCCAUUUGCAGAUCAAAUUAAUUCCAAAUUGGGUGGUCUUAUUCAGACUAUUUUAAAAUCAUACCCUACAUAUGUACAUAGUGUGCAACACUCCCCAACCCAAACCAUGUUCUGUCAAAUCUGUCAAGCUCCUCCCCUGAGGUUGGUGCCUUUUCAUGAAGAGAUGGGUGUCUUUUUCCACCAUUUGAGCAAUUCUUGCUUCACUCUUGGAGUUGAUCUGGUAGGGCAUCUCACUUCAAAAUGAAAUCACUGGCUAAAUGGUGCUUUGUGAGCAAGAAUGAUUAACAUUGUCCUUUUAUUUUCACUGUUAUUAUUUAGAAGCCCAGCAGAAUCCGGGCUGUAUGUAAAAUUCCAGUAUUUAACUAGAACAGCUUUUACAACUCUUAUUGCAUGUGCCAGACCCUUCCCCUCCCUAACUGUAGUUAUUUUUGUAACUCUGCUUUCCAGCUCUUAUCCGUGUCUCCUUAAGAACUAAUAAAUGCUGUUUUUUUAUUUCA
Hemicordylus capensis (graceful crag lizard) is the source of this 4236-nucleotide messenger RNA. RefSeq names its product zinc finger protein 436-like. Gene Ontology annotation, cellular component: nucleus. Gene Ontology annotation, molecular function: RNA polymerase II cis-regulatory region sequence-specific DNA binding; DNA-binding transcription factor activity, RNA polymerase II-specific. The coding region runs from base 1239 to 3425 and encodes 728 amino acids. Gene Ontology annotation, biological process: regulation of transcription by RNA polymerase II. The record is from RefSeq and is a predicted model, not a curated record. Lineage: Eukaryota; Metazoa; Chordata; Lepidosauria; Squamata; Cordylidae. The transcript is spliced from 3 exons.